This is a messenger RNA of Daucus carota subsp. sativus, 1876 nucleotides long. RefSeq names its product UDP-glucuronic acid decarboxylase 1. The transcript has 7 exons. Bases 247 to 1587 code for a protein of 446 amino acids. Gene Ontology annotation, molecular function: UDP-glucuronate decarboxylase activity; NAD+ binding. NCBI's taxonomy places the organism in Eukaryota, Viridiplantae, Streptophyta, Magnoliopsida, Apiales, Apiaceae. Gene Ontology annotation, cellular component: cytoplasm. Gene Ontology annotation, biological process: D-xylose metabolic process. The record is from RefSeq and is a predicted model, not a curated record.
ACCAAGUAACACACAAACGAGCGUCAAAGUUGGCCCAAUCGGACAAGCCAGAUCUGCAUCUCAUUCAUCAAAUCUUCAUCCUCACCCACCAUCUCCUUGUUAUUUAAUUUCACCUGAAAAAUAUUAACCCACAACAACAACAAAACCAACAAUUAACUGCUCCAUUCUUCACAUAUAACAAUCAAAACAAACAAAUUCAUAUGAAAUCAUCUGAAUCGAAUUGAAUCGAUAUAUUCGACAUCUCAGAUGAAGCAAUUACACAAGCAAUCAAGCUUAGCUUACAGACGCGAUGAAGAACAGUUAUCCUCAGGCGAUCACGCUUCUUCCUACUCGCCAAAAGCCCUAAAACACCACCGAUCGAUCCCCCGCUCCAUCAAUUACAUCUUCAAAGAGCAGCGUCUCCUUUUCAUCCUUUUAGGCAUCUUAAUCGGCUCCACAUUCUUCAUAAUUCAGCCCAAUUUAUCCACUUUCACGCCCUCCGAUGCCGGCUCCGCGGCGUCGCUGCCGAAAUCGGUCUCGUUGUUCGACCGUGAGGCGUUGCCGAGUCGAAAGACGUAUCCGAGGAGCACGGCGGGGAUGAUGAUGCAGCAGCAGCGGAAUGGGAGGAUUCCGGUGGGGAUUGGGAGGAAGAGGAUGAGGAUUGUGGUUACGGGCGGGGCGGGGUUUGUGGGGAGUCAUUUGGUGGAUAAGCUGAUUGCGCGAGGCGAUGAUGUGAUUGUUAUUGAUAAUUUCUUUACGGGACGGAAGGAUAAUGUGAUGCAUCAUUUUGGGAAUCCUAGGUUUGAGAUGAUUAGGCAUGAUGUUGUUGAGCCGAUUCUGUUGGAGGUUGAUCAGAUCUAUCAUUUGGCUUGUCCCGCUUCUCCAGUUCAUUACAAGUAUAAUCCUGUCAAGACUAUUAAGACAAAUGUUAUGGGUACCUUGAACAUGUUGGGGCUCGCCAAGAGAAUUGGCGCAAAGUUUUUGCUCACAAGCACGAGUGAGGUUUAUGGUGAUCCGCUUGAGCAUCCCCAAAAAGAGACUUAUUGGGGAAAUGUCAAUCCAAUAGGUGUAAGGAGUUGCUAUGAUGAAGGCAAACGAACAGCUGAGACUUUGGCAAUGGAUUAUCAUCGAGGUGCAGGUGUUGAGGUGCGUAUUGCUCGUAUUUUUAAUACGUAUGGACCUCGUAUGUGUUUAGAUGACGGGCGGGUUGUAAGCAACUUCGUGGCACAGGCAAUCCGCAAACAACCAUUGACUGUUUACGGUGAUGGAAAGCAAACAAGAAGCUUCCAAUAUGUAGCAGACUUGGUUGAUGGAUUGAUGGCGUUGAUGGAAGGUGAGCAUGUGGGACCUUUUAAUUUGGGUAAUCCAGGGGAAUUUACCAUGUUGGAGCUUGCCGAGGUUGUGAAAGAAACAAUUGAUCCCAGUGCGACAAUUGAAUAUAAAGAGAACACUGCUGAUGAUCCUCACAAGAGGAAACCAGAUAUUAGCAAAGCAAAGGAUUUGCUGAACUGGGAGCCAAAAAUAUCCCUUCGUGAGGGUCUGCCACGCAUGGUAUCUGAUUUUCAGAACCGGAUCUUGAAUGAGGAUGAAGGGAAAGGACAAAAAUAAGGAGGAUGAUUAAGCAGUAUGUAUAGAGCGACUGGGCAAGUAUGAUCUUGGAUGUUGUUUAUUCUUUUUUACUGAGGUUAUUGGGUUAGCAUCUUGAUUCUGCCUUUCUUUACACUUGGGAACUGUAGUCACGUAGAUAGGAAAAUGUCUCUUCUAUUAUCUAUUCCACAAAUUUUGACAAAACUAUGUUCUAAAUACCCGAUUUUGCACACUGUUCAUAUGUUCCCUAAAAUGUUGUAAUAAACAACUUUUCAGUGAAAUGGUAAAGAGUUGAUUUCAUAGUUGUGAA